This is a messenger RNA of Zalophus californianus (California sea lion), 8735 nucleotides long. It is a transcript of the gene PDE10A, whose product is annotated as phosphodiesterase 10A. Gene Ontology annotation, biological process: signal transduction; negative regulation of receptor guanylyl cyclase signaling pathway. Lineage: Eukaryota; Metazoa; Chordata; Mammalia; Carnivora; Otariidae. Gene Ontology annotation, molecular function: 3',5'-cGMP-stimulated cyclic-nucleotide phosphodiesterase activity; protein binding. The coding region runs from base 1 to 3189 and encodes 1062 amino acids. The record is from RefSeq and is a predicted model, not a curated record. The transcript has 22 exons.
AUGGCCAGCCCCGUAGAGCCGCUCACUCCCCGCCCCCAGGCCCCCCUGCCGGCGGCCGGGGACGAGCCCGGAUCCGGCCCCGGCAAACUCCGCCCGGAGCCCUGGCGCGGCGCUGCCGGCGGGGGGAGCGCGGUGGGCCCGGGUCCGGCCCACGAGCUGCCUGGCCGAGGCCGGGCCGAGCGCGCCGCGCCCCCGCGCCCGCCCCACUCCUCCGCAGGCCGCGCCAGCCCCGCGGGGGGCCCGGGCGCCCUGUGCGCGCGCGGCAGCGGCGGCUGGGGCUCGGCCCGCGCUCCCUUCGCGCUCGCCCUCUCCUCCCCUGUCCCCUCCUCCUCUCCAUCUUCCUUUUACUUCUGGCCGCCGCCCCCCCCGCCCCCUCCUUCCCUUCCCCCCUCCUCAUCUGCCUUUCACCUCCCCGUGCGUCUCCCGGGAGGGGAGGGCGCAGCGGCGGCGGCGGCGGCUCGAGGAGGCGGUGGCGAGGCCGGCGGCGGCGGCGGCGGCGGAGGAGGACCCGAGGCAGCUCCCUUGAGCGCCCCUCCCAGCAGUAGUCCCCGCGGCGGCGGCGGCGGCGGCGGGCGGCGGCGGCUCUUCCUCUGCUCUGCGCUCCAGGCUUUGCUGCUCCCAGCCCGCGCCGGAUUCCGGCUCCCGCUCGGCCCGGCCGCCCGCCGCGCGGGCUCCCCCGGCUUCCCGGGCGCCGGCGGGGGCUGCCCCGGCCCCAGCCCAGGCGGCGGCGGCCGAAAUCCGCGGCGGCCCCAAGGCGCCGGCUUCGCCCUCGCCGCCGCGUCCUCCCUGCUCUUCGGCUCCGACAUGGAAGAUGGACCUUCUAAUAAUGCGAGCUGCUUCCGAAGGUUGACGGAGUGUUUCCUGAGCCCCAGUUUGACAGAUGAAAAAGUGAAGGCAUAUCUUUCUCUUCAUCCCCAGGUGUUAGACGAAUUUGUAUCUGAAAGUGUUAGUGCAGAGACUGUAGAAAAAUGGCUGAAGAGGAAAAACAACAAACCAGAAGAUGAAUCGGCUCCUAAGGAAGUCAGCAGGUACCAAGACACGAAUAUGCAGGGCGUUGUGUAUGAACUAAACAGCUACAUAGAACAACGGUUGGAUACAGGAGGAGACAACCAGCUACUCCUCUAUGAAUUGAGUAGCAUCAUUAAAAUAGCCACAAAAGCUGAUGGAUUUGCACUGUAUUUCCUUGGAGAGUGCAAUAAUAGUCUGUGCGUGUUCACUCCACCUGGAAUCAAGGAAGGAAAACCCCGGCUCAUCCCUGCUGGGCCCAUUGCCCAGGGCACCACCAUCUCUGCCUACGUGGCCAAGUCCAGAAAAACGUUGCUAGUGGAAGACAUCCUUGGGGAUGAACGAUUUCCAAGAGGUACUGGACUGGAGUCAGGGACUCGCAUCCAGUCUGUUCUUUGUUUACCAAUUGUCACUGCAAUUGGUGACUUGAUUGGUAUCCUCGAGCUGUAUCGGCACUGGGGCAAAGAAGCCUUCUGUAUGAGUCAUCAGGAGGUUGCAACAGCAAAUCUUGCCUGGGCUUCAGUAGCAAUACAUCAGGUGCAGGUAUGCAGAGGCCUUGCUAAACAGACUGAAUUGAAUGACUUCCUACUUGAUGUAUCAAAGACAUAUUUUGAUAACAUAGUCGCAAUAGACUCUCUACUUGAACACAUAAUGAUAUAUGCAAAAAAUCUGGUGAAUGCCGAUCGUUGUGCACUUUUCCAGGUAGACCAUAAGAACAAGGAGUUAUAUUCAGACCUUUUUGAUAUUGGAGAGGAAAAGGAAGGAAAACCUAUCUUCAAGAAGACCAAAGAAAUAAGAUUUUCAAUUGAGAAAGGAAUUGCUGGUCAGGUAGCAAGAACAGGGGAAGUCCUGAACAUUCCAGAUGCCUAUGCAGACCCACGCUUUAACAGGGAAGUGGACUUGUACACAGGCUACACCACCCGGAAUAUCCUGUGCAUGCCCAUCGUGAGCCGGGGAAGCGUGAUCGGUGUGGUGCAGAUGGUGAACAAAAUAAGCGGCAGUGCCUUCUCGAAAACGGACGAAAACAACUUCAAGAUGUUUGCCGUCUUCUGUGCUUUAGCCUUACACUGUGCCAAUAUGUAUCACAGAAUCCGUCAUUCCGAGUGCAUUUACCGGGUGACUAUGGAGAAGCUGUCCUACCAUAGCAUUUGUACGGCGGAGGAGUGGCAGGGCCUCAUGCGCUUCAACCUCCCCGUGCGCCUCUGCAAAGAAAUUGAACUAUUCCACUUUGACAUUGGGCCUUUUGAAAACAUGUGGCCUGGAAUUUUUGUCUACAUGGUCCAUCGGUCCUGUGGGACAUCCUGCUUUGAGCUUGAAAAGUUGUGUCGUUUUAUUAUGUCUGUGAAGAAAAACUAUCGGCGGGUUCCUUAUCACAACUGGAAGCACGCCGUCACUGUGGCUCACUGCAUGUACGCCAUUCUCCAGAACAACCACGGGCUCUUCACCGACCUUGAGCGCAAAGGACUGCUAAUCGCGUGUCUGUGCCAUGACCUGGACCACAGGGGUUUCAGUAACAGCUACCUGCAGAAAUUCGACCACCCUCUGGCAGCCCUCUAUUCCACUUCCACCAUGGAGCAGCAUCACUUCUCCCAGACAGUGUCCAUCCUCCAGUUGGAAGGGCACAAUAUCUUCUCCACCCUGAGCUCCAGUGAAUAUGAACAGGUGCUCGAGAUCAUCCGCAAAGCUAUCAUUGCCACAGACCUUGCUUUGUACUUUGGAAACAGAAAACAGUUGGAGGAGAUGUACCAGACCGGAUCGCUAAACCUUAAUAAUCAAUCACAUAGAGAUCGUGUCAUUGGUUUGAUGAUGACUGCCUGUGAUCUUUGUUCUGUAACAAAACUAUGGCCGGUUACAAAAUUGACAGCAAAUGAUAUAUAUGCAGAGUUCUGGGCUGAGGGCGAUGAGAUGAAAAAGUUGGGAAUACAACCUAUUCCCAUGAUGGACAGAGACAAGAAGGACGAGGUCCCACAAGGCCAGCUGGGGUUCUACAACGCUGUGGCUAUCCCCUGCUACACCACCCUCACCCAGAUCUUCCCGCCCACAGAGCCUCUCCUCAAAGCAUGCAGGAAUAACCUCAGCCAGUGGGAGAAGGUGAUCCGAGGGGAGGAGAGUGCGGUAUGGAUCUCGGCCCAGCCAGGGGCCCACGGGCCCUCAGAGAAGUUGCCCGUGAAGAUCGAAGACUGACGGCCACUUGAUGAGCUGCCCCACCUUGACAUGCUCGUCCUGCUUGUUUGACUUCUCUUCCCUUUAUUUUCACGGGGGAACCUACACCUGGUAGCUAGGACACAAGCCUCUCAAAGAAGGUAACAUCAAGGAAACACGUCAAGCCGAUGGCUCCCCAUCAGUCUCCUCUGUGACGCGUCAGAGACAGUGAUCAACCAGGACCACCCCGUGACCAGAAAUCAGCCGUCCGAGGGACUCCAUUUGUCUUGUGAACUGGCCUUUUCUAACAGGCGCACGUUCCUGAGGCCUUCGUGGGAACGGACAAGAAUUAUUCAGAAGGGGGUACUUUUCCAUUGUAUCUUUCUAGUGAGGGGUUAAAAUGGUACUAUUAUGAUGUUGUACUUUGGCUUUAACACCAAUGUUGCUUUGAUGUUGUUGGUUAUAAAUAGGAAUUUUUACACAUUAGUAUUGUGAAUGUUCGUGUGUGACCUACUCGUAAUUAGCGUGAAUUGUAGCAGACAGCCUCAGGACGAGUGUCAUUGAGGUGACAGUAAGAAGUGUCUUUCUGCAAUCAGUGAUGGAAAACAGAUUCUUGUCUCAGAGCCUCAUGAAUUAAAAAUUAGGUGGAUGAAAAGUGUAUUCUCUAAGUUUAUACUAAAGGGCUUGGGUGGAUAGAUCUAACACUAAAGGAGGUAGACUUUCUAUCCUCUUGAGAAGAGAUGCAGAUAUACAUCAGAAUAAAUCUCAAAAUUCCAAGUAUCAAUUCAAAAAAUGUCAAAGAAUAUUUUUUAUUUUUUUCUUCAUUGUAGGCAAAUUUUCUAAACACUUUGCAUAAAGAACGAACAAAAGCAAGGCAUAUGAAUUUUUCUUAACAGACAGGUCUUAUGGGAUGUCAAAUGUGAAUUUUCAUAGUGAUUUCUUUAUAUUUUCACUUGGUGUCAUUGCAAAAUUUUAGACGCACCUUCAAAAUGAGAGGUUUAUUCUACAGAUUAUUUAAUUAAAAUACCAUACAUUUCUCUCAAAAUCAAAUUAAACCAUAAAAUUUAAGUCUUGUGUAAUUUUACUUUGCUCUGCUGCACCCAUCCCCCAAUUUGCCCCCUGCUUUGUGCUCCUCGGUCACAUUUCCUAAGCACGACAGGAAGUAGGAGAGCGCAGCGCGAGUGCAUCGCAGUGCAUUCCUGUUCUCUCUCCUCUGCUCCAGUAUCAAGCAUCUACAUCCAGACCUGUAGUCUGAACAGUCUUCUGUAUAAUUUUUAGUACACCAAUACUACUUUACAAUAUAAGUGUUGUGAAAAAAUACACAAAAGUAGUAGUCUGGACCCUUUCCUACAAGGAUUAUAAGCCAGUCAUUUCUGGUGCACAUUAGAGCUGUUGAGAUUUUUAGCACAAUGGCAAGGUCACCUCCAGAGCCGUGGUUAGUCCUGACCUGAAGGAAUGAGAGAACUAGAGUCUCAAGAAGUGAUCAGCAGAUCCAUCACAGACAGCUUAUCUGCUAUUCACUUGGCAGGAAACUGGAAUAUUAUUUCCCUGUGGGCUUCUGAAAGUUGCCAUCUUCCCUCCCUGGCACUCCAUUUGCUAUUGUAAUUAUACGAUAUGAGGUAAAAUGAAAUAUCCAGAGAGAAAUACCACUGUGGCUAGACAUACAUGGUACAAAAGUACAUAUGUAUAAGGGAUAGAGAUGCAAACACACCUAUAGAAAGUAAAAAUCGGCCUCAUUCUUCAAAACCUGCUUUUUUGUGUGUUGGAAAAUGUGAGCAGAAAAUGUCCUUUUUCAUGUUAGUGCAUUUAUAGAAUUGAAUUCUAAAAUGUUGCAUGUUUUUCUGCACUCAGAUUUAUGAAACUGGCCCACCGAAUCGAACUUCAAUUCCAAGAGUUAGUAGUCGUGUAGUGGAACUCCACUGAAUUCCAAACCCCCGCAAGGGGGUUGGGAGGAGAUACCACUGGAGAUUGUUUAAUUAAAAGGAUCCUAAAAGGAUGCAUGAAUUUUGCUUUUUGAUACAGAAAAGAGUCCUGAAGGGAGGGAAUCUUAUGGCUAUUUUUGCUUUUUAAGAUUGUCUUUCUAAAAUUACUACAGAAAAUUCUCUUAUUUCGAUAGAGCCAGAUUUCUUAUAUUAUUGACAUUCUACUUUGAACAGUUUUCCAAAGAACCGUACAUGGGUUUAUUGGUUAGUUGAUUUCUCUUGAAAUAUUGUCAUAAUCAAAGCAAAGUUUGAACAAAGGAAGGACUGUAUUCUAACGUGAACUGUUAAUAUUCUUAAGAUCUACUUAGGAAUCAUACAUUUACCUAAAAUGGGCCCAAGAUGCAGGGAUAUUUAGUCAAUAAUCUGCUUUGGGAAAAAAUGCCGUUAGGAGUAUUUUUAUAUUGGGGCAGAUAUACUUAGCAGACAAACUUUUGAGCUCUGUUCUCAUCUUUCUCCCACAUCUUUUCUUGAAAGGGCAGAUGGUUUUUAUUACCAAAAGUUUUAACGAGUUUCUCAUUAAGGCAGUAUUUUAUAUUGGGCCAAAAUUUCCCUGUUCAGUAUAAAUUUGGUAGCCAGAUGUGAGUAUAUGUAGAAUGAUUGAUUUGUGGAAGUUUUUAUUGGUUGUGCUGAUUUAUAAUGGACAAAGUUUUAUUGUCAAAGGCAGUUAUUCCAUUAUCUUCCCAGAGACAGUGAAUAUAUUUUUUAACUAGAAAUUUUCUUGGAAAUGCAUGCCAACAACAUGAAAUAUUGAAUUUAGGCAGUGGAAUAAAACUCUAAAAAUUGCAAGCAUCUUAUAAAUUAAUAAUUGACUUUGAUUUAAUUAGGAGAACUUAAAUGGAUGUGGAAAGUAAUUCUCAAAAACGGCCCUGUUCCUGGGGCAGGAUUGAGACCCACUCCCCAGCUCUCAUUAUCUCUACGGGGCUCAUCAGAAACUGGUCAUGGAAGAGAGACCAAGUGGAAUUACUUAGCAUAGCCGUCUUCGUCCUGGACCCUUCCUCAGUGGGAAGGCAUCUGUGCAGAUGAUACGGUACCACUGGAGGUGACUUGUUCUCACAGCGACACAGAGGGAACUACUUUGAAACUGGAUUUGUUCAGUGUAGGUUUCCUCUUCUUAGCAUGCUUUUUAGAUAGCUUUAGAUUUUUUUUUAGUUUUAUACAGUCAGUCUCAGUGACUUUGCUUUAUUGGUAUGUUCAGGCACACUAGAUAUGUUUGUACAUGAUACACAUAGAUGCAUAAAUCCUUAGCUACCUGGAUUUUUUAAUAGACUUAGUUUGGAUAUUAUGUUUCUGGUCUUUUAUCUCAAAAUUAAGGUUUGAGCUUUAAUCGGACUAAAUUAUUCACCAUGACUUGGCCUGUGCCUUUAUUUUAAAUACUGUAAUUUUACUUCUUUGUUCCUAUAUUUAUUACUUUGCCUUUCUUGCUUAACUAGAAUUAAAAACAUUUAAAGGGACAUGUCCAUGGUUAAUUGGAUCAAAUUGAAAGGAUAGGACCAUUCUCCCUCAUCAGACUUCUAUCCUUUAUCUGAUGUCAUUCGCACAUACCCUGAUGACUACAACCAGUGAACUGUGCAGAUGCAGGCUUUUUUGCAAGAACUUCCAAGAACUGUGACACAGUUAUGGUGGGUAUGAUUUUGUUGGGUUUCAGGUACAUAUGCAUGAUUUAGAUUUUGAAAAUCACUUCUAACCUUUAUUUCAGACAUGUGUUUGCUUUCUACACUUUACUGAUUUUAUUUAGGGUUUAAUUCUUUAAAGACUUAUUUAGUCACAUUAAUGUAUCCCUUUUAUUGCCUGACUUUAGAAUCUCUGUAAAAUGUAAAUUAACCAAGUAUGCUGUCGGUUGUUGUCCCCCCUCCCCCUCCCCUGCUUGUCAGCAGCGCAUGGCUGUUCUGUUUUACCUUUGCACAAGUAUGUAUCCUGAUACACAUUCUGCCCAUUCCUUUAAGCACUUAAUCUUACGUUUAAAUUAGUGAUUCCCAAUUGCAGUACUAUAUAUACCCUUUCUGUUUUUUGUCUUUUUUUUUUUGUACUGGAUGUUUUGGUUGUCUGAAGCAUUAGAUGCAUUUCUGUGAUGGUAAAAAUAGCAAAAAGGAGAGAAGUUUCAGUGAUGUUCUGGUUCUAAAUUAAAGGGGUGGGAUGAAGAGAAAGACAUUAAUGUUUCUCAAGAAACAAUACUUCAAAUUCAAAGAAACAUUACUGUCUUCACUCACGUGCUAAGUUCCCCCCCCUCGACCCCACAGUGGACAGCAGUACCGUUUGCCUCCUGCAUAGUCGGACCUCGCUUUACAGCGAGUAUGAGCAAUUGGUAACUGAACGUGUGCAGACCCAAGUGUGCCUCUGGUGGCGGGGGGUGCGUGGGUCAGUGUCGUCCAAGGACCCGACCUGCAAGUUAAGAUCUGAAUCCAGUGUGUCAAGUAGAGAAGUCAGUUUACACAUGUCAAGUGUCAGCUGAUAAUUUUGAGGUACUAUGUAUUUGCAGAAGUAUAAAUGGAAAGUUUUUAUUCCUACUGCAAAUGAAGGUUGCAAAGUGUAUCAUCUGAUCCUCCAGCUCACCUGGAAUACUGUUAGACCAUGGGUGUUGCAGCUUUUGUUUUUCCUUUAGCCACUUGAAUAAUACCCAGUCCUGGGCCAUCUCUCCAACACCCAAUGUAAAUGCCAUAAAGGAGUAUUAUUUCCCAUAGAUCUAUUGUAUGAUGUAUGCUCUAUGCAUGCCUUUGGUGUGCACAUUGAAAGUUCAACAGAUUGAUCUGGAGAAGGUAUUUCUAUACAAUGCCCCGACCUAUUCACCAGACCCAACCCAGUGACCCAUGUGAAAAAAUGUGCUUGCCCAAACACUGUGAAAGUUACCAAAAUUUAUAGAUAUGUAGCAUCUUGAAUCUUUCUGAAAAGAAAAGGUGGCUUUCUUUACAAGUCCAUAGGAACAAAAGAGAUCCUAUAUCCCUACCUAGUUAAGAUACCCACAAGUUUGCUGGCGGUGAUCUUGCUGACCCCAUACUGCCAAGGUGUAAGAUGGGUUAUAAGCUGUCCAAAAUACAAUGCACUUAAUAGACCAAUUUGCAGAGUUGAUGGAUCUGUGUCUAAAGUUUUAGUUGGCUCUCUUUUGGAAGGAGAAAGAAUUUCAAGUAAAUAAUAUCUGACUUUAUUAUAGUUGAUGAGUUAGCAAACUUAAAACAAUUAUUUUAUAUGUAUGACAUAUAAAAAUCUUUGUAAAAUGCACAAGUGCAAUAAUUUAAAGAGGUCUUAACUUUGCAUUUAUAAAUUAUAAAUACUGUACAUGUGUGUAAUUUUUCAUGUAUUCAUUUGCAGUCUUUGUAUUUAAAAGAAACCUUUACCAUUAUGUUUGUAUAAUAGAACAGUAAUCAUUUAUUAUAACCGAGGCAACUUGUAAAUAAAUUCAUAAUUCCAACUGCCAGUAUAUAUGCAUAUAUGGAUGUUACACUGCAAAAUCUAGCUUUGUUUUACUUACACGCUUAGGGCAGCAAGGAAUUUUUUGUCGAUAUGUAACUAUACAUACAAAGUAUAUAUAUAUGUAUGAUACAUGAAAUAUAUGUAGAGAUGUUCAUAAUUUUAAUGGAUAUCCUUUGGUGUGAAUAAUUGAAUACAGAGUUU